UUCUUGGUGCCGGGUACUGAGACUUACAUAUUUUUUAAGUCAGAAUCGUCCCCAGUCAAGUCUUGUUAUUUUUUCAAGUCCGCACACUUUGACAACAACUUGGUCUCAGCGGAAAAAUAAUUGCAUUUAGUCAUCUAAUAACCCCAUGAGCUAAGGCAAAGAUUAGAUUUUAAUUGAAUUCUGAAAAGUAGAAGCACAAGAAGCAAUGGAAGCCAUAAAUAUUCAUUUCUUCUUGUUUUUCAUAUUGAUUCUUUAUGGUGCUGCAGAUACCAUACCAGUAGAUCAGCCUUUAACAGAUGGAAACACCAUUAUUUCAUCAGGUGGAAAGUUUGAGUUGGGAUUUUUCUCCCCUGGCACAUCCAGGAAAAGGUACAUCGGAAUAUGGUUCAGCAAAGUUUCUAUACAGACAGUGGUAUGGGUUGCUAAUGGAGACAGUCCACUCAAUGACAGAAAUGGUAUGCUGAAUUUUACUAGGCAAGGAAUUCUUACUCUUCUUAAUGGUUCUGGCCAUGUCAUUUGGUCCUCCAAUGCUACCAGGUAUGCGCAAAAUUCAACAGCGCAGCUUCUUGAUUCAGGUAAUCUUGUUGUUCGAGAUGCAACUGUGAAUUACUUGUGGCAGAGUUUUGAUUAUCCCACUGACACAUCUUUGCCUGGAAUGGAGGUUGGAAUCGAUCUUAAGACUGGUUUUCGUCGUUCCCUCUGGUCAUGGAAGAGCACAAAUGACCCUUCCAGGGGUGAGUUUACUUGGACAUUCGAUCCUCAUGGAUUCCCACAGCCAUUUAUCAUGAACGGUUCCAUUGAACGCCACAGGUUUGGACCAUGGAAUGGUCUAGGAUUUGCUAGUGCACCAUCUCGGCUACCAAGUCCUGGUUAUAAAUAUACAUAUGUAUCCAAUCCUGAGAAAAUAUCUAUCAUGUAUGAGCUCACAGACAGCUCUAUCUUUGCAAGGGUAGUAAUGCAACUAGAUGGGGUUCUACAGCUUUCAUUAUGGAAUAAUCAAACACAGAAUUGGGAUAAUUACUUUGGUAGCGCACCAGCAGAUGACUGUGACAUUUACAGUCGGUGUCACGGAUAUAGUUUGUGCAAUAAUGGCAACUCUUCAAUCUGCAGCUGUUUGGAUCAGUUUGAACCCAAAAACCCAACAGAAUGGGCAAGGGAAAAUUGGUCAAGUGGCUGUGUUAGAAAGACAACAUUGAAUUGUCAAAAGAAAGUUAAAUUCUUGAAGUAUCCAGGCAUCAAAUUGCCAGACACUCGUUUUUCCUGGUACAAUCAAGGAGUGAAUCUUAGUACAUGCGAGGAAUUGUGCUUGAGAAACUGUUCGUGUGCCGCAUAUGCAAAUCCAGACAUAACAGGGACAAAUGAAGGCUGCUUGCUUUGGUUUGAUGAGCUGAUCGACAUCAGAGAUCUUGGUGCUAGUGGGCAAGAUAUCUAUAUAAAGUUGGACUCUUCCCAGUCAGAGAACUCCAGCGUAGAGAAAGUAAAGAAAUUGAGGAUCAGCUUGCCGUUGGCAGCAUCGAUUCUUCUCUUGGCAUUAUGUUUGAUCUUGUACAUAAAGCAAAAGAAGAAGAAGAAGAAGAAGAAGAAGAAGAAGAAGGAUCAGGAUCAGGAUCAGGAUCAGAUACGCUUUGGCGAAGGAAAAGGAAGAAAGAUCUCUGAAAUGUUCUACACCAAUGAAAGUAAAGAUGAAGUUCCAGAUGUACCAUUGUUUGAUUUUGCAACCAUCUUGGAUGCUACCGAUAACUUUUCAUUGAACAACAAACUUGGAGAGGGUGGUUUUGGUCCUGUUUAUAAGGGUAUGCUGAAAGAGGGACCAGAAAUUGCAGUCAAGAGACUUUCAAGAUACUCGACCCAAGGGACUGAUGAGUUCAUGAAUGAAGUUAUCUUCAUUGCCAAACUCCAGCAUCGGAAUCUUGUUAAGCUUCUUGGUUGCUGUAUUCAAGCAGAAGAAACAAUGUUGAUUUAUGAAUACAUGCCUAACAGUAGUUUGGAUUGGUUCCUUUUUGAUAGAGAUCGGAGCUUACUACUUGAUUGGCCUAAGUGCUUCCAUAUUAUUAAUGGAAUUGUGCGAGGACUUCUCUAUCUUCAUCAAGACUCAAGAUUGCGGAUAAUCCACAGAGAUCUUAAACCUAGCAAUGUGUUGUUAGAUAUUGAUAUGAACCCAAAGAUAUCUGACUUUGGAACGGCAAGAAGUUUCGGAGGAAAUGAGACUGGAGCAAGGACAACCAGAGUGGUUGGAACAUAUGGCUACAUGUCUCCAGAGUAUGCAGCAGAAGGAAAAUUUUCAGUGAAAUCAGAUGUAUAUAGCUUUGGAGUUCUGGUACUGGAGAUUUUAAGCGGGAAGAGAAAUAGAGGGUUCUUCCAUCCAGACCAUCACCAUAAUCUUUUGGGACAUGUGUGGAUCCUCUUCAGAGAAGGCAGGAGUUUGGAACUAAUAAAUGCACAUCUAAGGGAGUCAAGCAACCUGUCUCAAGUGCAAAGAUCAUUCCAUGUAGGUCUAUUGUGCGUGCAGCACUGUCCAGAAGAUAGGCCUACUAUGGCAUCAGUUCUGCUGAUGUUGUCUAGUGACAUUCCAUUGCCCUUACCUAAAGAGCCAGGUUUUUUUACUAAAGCUUACAGUUCAUCUAGCACACAAGGCGAAAGUUCUGUAAAUGAAAUAAGCAUCACAAUGUUGGAUGCUAGAUAGGAGAUCACUGUUUGCUUCCAGAGGCGUUAUUUACUCAAGAGCAUCCGGUUGGUCAACUUAAUAAAGAAUUUUGUGUCCAAUAGCAAUGUGUCCUUUGUCCAGUAUAGUGUUUCACGGGGGGAAUCCAUCGUCUGUAGGAUUCUUUCAUAAAAAUUGCAAAAGGGAUAUGUUGCUGCCAUUUUGAAAGGAUUAAGAAGCACCCAAGUAAAAGUAAUGUCUAAACCUCCUGCUCUGAUUGGCACAAAGCACAAGAGAGAUGGUCAAAUGUGAACAAGUUCUUUUUUAGUCUAUUCUGCACUCAAGGAAAAAAUCUAUAUAUUUCCUUUUCGCUCAGACCUGCCUGAUUUUGAAAUCUGUUAGUGCUGUAGUUAACUUUGCAUCUGAUUUCUUGAUACUAAACAUUCAAGUUAGUCCCCUACC
Molecule: messenger RNA, 3103 nt
Organism: Nicotiana tabacum (common tobacco)
Lineage: Eukaryota; Viridiplantae; Streptophyta; Magnoliopsida; Solanales; Solanaceae
Product: G-type lectin S-receptor-like serine/threonine-protein kinase At4g27290
Biological process (GO): recognition of pollen; protein phosphorylation
Molecular function (GO): ATP binding; protein serine/threonine kinase activity
Source: RefSeq, a predicted model, not a curated record